Cantharellus anzutake is the source of this 3645-nucleotide messenger RNA. RefSeq lists its product as uncharacterized. NCBI's taxonomy places the organism in Eukaryota, Fungi, Basidiomycota, Agaricomycetes, Cantharellales, Hydnaceae. Gene Ontology annotation, molecular function: protein binding. The coding region runs from base 306 to 3542 and encodes 1078 amino acids. The transcript has 6 exons. The record is from RefSeq and is a predicted model, not a curated record.
UGCCGAACGUUUAGUGUACCAUUUGGGAUCUCACCCUUUUCAGAUACUCCGAGGCAAGCGUCCCUAUGAGGAUAUCCUCAACGAAUACUAUAUUCCAUCUGCAGUCGCGAAACAGGACCCCUACCAGGGGGAUUCUUCGGAUCCCUGCUGGGGAGCACUUCAAAGCUGCCUCGCACGUGAUCCUUCCGAGCGCCCUGCUGCCGGUGGCGUUGUCGAACGCUUAGAGGGCUGUCAUCGAUGAUUGGAAUAUCCUCUCUGUUGCACGUCCAAUCUCUCCCCGCCCAUCGAUUCGUCCGUCAUCACCCAUGUUGCCGAAGCAAAAAGUUCGCGAUCUUCUUGCGGGGGGAGGCGAUAGUGCAGUCGCAAUUCUUACUGCCGUCGGUGCUGCACCGGAUGUGUUCCAUCCCUUACCCGCUGCCGCCAGUACGGCACUCGUUAUCCUCCACGAGGUCAAGAAGUCCAAAAGGAACAAGAAGGAAUGGGAGGAUUUUGGACAGUAUAUUGUGAACGUCAUGGUCGGUGUGAUCGCAGCCAUCGAUCCCUAUAGUUCAUCCGACGAAGCAAAGCUGUGGGCGGAACUGAGCGAGUCGUUGCAGCGCAUUCGAACUGAAAUUGGACAACGGCAUGGAAGGAUGGAAGGAUUGUUUGCCUUUCGAAAUCGCUUCUCACGUAUGAAAAUUCGCAGCAAGAUCGAUGAUUUAAAGAAAGAUUUUAAUAUGGCCUUGGCGUCGUUCCAGCUAAGGACAAACCCAGCAACUGGCACAAAAAGAAACGAUCUGGAUCAGUUCACCCAUGGAAUAGAGAAUUCUUCAGUUCUGGAUGAACUUGAAUAUCCCGCUGUCGUCCACCAUGACUCGACUCAAGCUUGCCUGGAAGGCACUAGGACUGAUUUGAUUCAGCUUAUUAUGUCCUGGUGUCAUGACAAGGGAGUUGGUGAGAAUCGUGUAUUGCUACUGACGGCCGUGGCCGGUGCUGGCAAGACAUCCAUUGCCCUCUCUAUUGCAGAAGAGUGUCAAAGGGAUGGGAUAUUAUUGUUACGUUUCCUCUUCAAGGCGGGUGAGCAGUCACGGCCAGAUCAUCUGUUUAGCGGCAUGGCUCGAUCUCUGGCAACACACGACCCUGCGUACCGCGCCACCGUCAUAUCGAUCCUUCAAGAGGAUCCAGCCCUCUCGACUGCCCCGUUCGUCACCCAAUUCGAGAAACUAGUGGCUAGACCUCUCCGUUUCAAGGCAUCGCUGCCUGACCGUCCCAUGGUAAUCAUCAUUGAUGCGUUAGACGGGUGCGACACGGAGGCAUUCCCACAUCUUGCCGAUAUACUUCGGAAAGAAGUGCCGAAACUACCGUCCAACAUCAAAUUCUUUGUUACUUCCAGACAAUUCGGCCUCGUUGAUCGUUUUCUAUCACCUAAUUACCCCAUCGAUCGCCUCGGCCUCGAUCUCUCGCCUGAUGCUAACAUGCAUGACUGUGCUAUCUACAUCCGAUCACAACUACGCGAACUGAAGGAUGUGCAUCCUGGUUUGGAAGACCGAAUCGAGUACGAGGAUAAAUUGGUUCAAAGCAUACUGGAGCGGGCAGGUGGCUUGUUCAUUUGGAUCAGUAUCGUCUUCCACUACAUGAAGAUUACCAACGGUGAUCCUGCGAGGGUGCUGAAGAAACUGCUCAAUGACGACCUGAGCCGAUCAAAGGCCUCCCCUGAGAAAAUGAUGGAUGGGCUGUAUACGAGCAUUUUAGAGAAAUGUAACUGGGAGGAUGACGAUUUUGUGCAUGACUACCCGAUUGUGAUGGGAGCAAUUCUAACCGCACGAAAACCACUAUUUGUUGCGGCGUGGGAUGCCAUUCUAUCACCAUUCUUGUACUCACCCAUCCAGUAUACAUUGGCGGAACUUGCACCCCUCAUCUUGAACAAGCCAAUUCGUAUCUUGCAUCAAUCUCUUCACGACUUUCUCAUGGACCGAAUCGAACCACAAUCACCCAUACUUUGCCGAUUUGCAGUGGAUGCAGGGAGGGAGAAUACCAGAGUGGCGCUGCGUUGCGUUCAAAUCUUGAAUGAGGGACUUUCCACUAUGGAAGGUUUAGGGCUGAUUGAGGAUUUGUCCGAAAAGACUGAGCUGCCACCCAUUCCUCAAGAGAUGCUGUCCGAACAACUCCAUUACGCGUGUCGGCAUUUCGUGUAUCAUCUCAGCCAAGUUCAUGAGUCACCGGAAGCGCACAAUGAGUCUCUUCAUACAUUUUUCAGUCAACAAAUAAUGCAGUGGAUGGAAGUCUGUGUAAGGACGGAAGGGUACAUUAGCAUAUCAUCAUUCCCUGAGUGGGCCAAGUUGAGCGUUGAUCGAUCUUCAAGAGAAGUCAUUCGUAUGUUGAUCACAGUAUUUGACAACAUGUACAAAAAUCUUGCAUUCUUUUUAAGAUUGCAGGAGGCACAUGAGUUGGCAAGUGAUUCCGUUGGGUUCUGCCGUUAUCUUGUGUCUGCAGACUCGGAGACCUAUAGCCCGGAUUUGGCUCGAGCGCUUCGGAAUCUUUUUAUGUCACUCAACGAUUUCAAACAGUAUUCUGCAGCGCUCCCAGUGAUCGAAGAAAAUGUCAAAAUCUGGCGCAAUCUUGUUGCCACCGAUCCGAAAUCAUACACCCCGGAUUUGGCUCGGGCACUCGGGAUUCUUUCUGUGUCUCUCCGCAAUGUUGGACGGCAUCCAGAGGCCCUCUCAGUGAUUGAAGAAAGUGUCAAACUCUGCCGCGAGCUGGUUGCUGCCGAUCCGACAUUAUACACCCCGGAUUUGGCCAUCUCACUCGACAAUCUCCGUGGUGCUCUUUCCAACCUCGGACGGCACUCGGAGGCGCUCUCAUUCAUCGAAGAAAGCAUCCAACUCUACCGCCAGCUGGUUGCUGUUCAUCCAGGAUCAUACACCCCAGAUUUGGCCAUUUCACUUAGCAAUCUACAUGGUACUCUUUCCAAUCUCGGACGGCGCUCGGAGGCGCUCCCAUUUAUCGAAGAGAGUGUCAAACUCUGCCGGUUGCUAGUUGCUGUUGACCCAGGACCAUACACAUCGCAUUUGGCUAUGUCACUCGACAAUUUAUAUAAUGCUCUUUCCAAUCUCGGACGGCACUCGGAAGCGCUCCCAUUCAUCGAAGAAUGCGUCAAACUCCGGCGCCAGUUGGCUGCCGUUAACCCAGGAUCAUACACCCUGGAUUUGGCCACAUCAGUCAACAGUCUAUAUAAUGCUCUUUCGGAUCUCGGACGGCACUCGGAGGCGCUCCCAUUUAUCGAAGAGAGCGUCAAACUCUGCCGCCAGCUAGUUGCCGUUACACCAGGAUCAUACAUCCCGCAUUUAGCCAUGUCACUCAACAAUAUGUUUAAUGCACUUUCCAAUCUCGGACGACACUCGGAGGCGCUCCCAUUUAUCGAAGAAAGUGUCAAACUUUACCGUCAGCUAGUUGCCGUUAACCCAGGAUUAUACACCCCAGAUUUGGCCAUGUCACUCAACAAUCUACGUAAUGCACUUUCGGAUCUUGGUCGUCAUUCCGAGGCACAAAUGGUUCACAUUUGAACGUGUUCUCCCUGUCAUUGCAUUCCCCACAAUGCUGCCUGCACACAGUGAAUUGGAUAUCCGGCUCGAGAACACCCACAAAUCCGACCACAUUUUUUUUUGA